GUUAGUGGCAUUACUGCCACGCUAUCACUGUCGAUGAUAUUUUUCCUUAUAAAUCGAUUUAGACGCAAAAAAUUGAGGGCACGUGAAAAUCGUCAAACGGCCGAGGAUCAACGUAGCAUUGUGGGAAGUAUAGGUUAUAUUGCUGGCAAUAUGGGUUAUAUGGAGGGCAAUCUCAGUAGCAUGGAUUAUACAUAUGGUGGAGCGGCCCACUACCCCUUGUGGAAACCACCAAGUGGAUAUUUUCCACGUGGUGAAGCUCCGCCGCCAUACGAUGAGGCGGUGGCCAUAUCACAGGCUGAGGCCUUAAGUGCCCAGUGUGCAGCAGCUGCGGCGGCAGCUCAGGUAGCUGCCAAUCAAAGAGCCACAAUGGGCAUGAAUUCGGUGGAGUUACAAACGGCCGAUAUGAAUCGAAGGGCCCAACAGCAAAUGCAACAAAUACAACAUCAUGCGCAACCACAGCCGCAGCCAUCGUCACAUGGUCCAAUGAGUCAUCAGACGACGACGACGGGUCAUAUUGUGCCCACAUUACAGGCUCACGUACUGACGGGGCCAUCACCACAGGGCCAGACGACGGCCACAAAUCCGGCACAAUCACAUCAAAUUACCCAGAGUACCACCAAUUUAAUAAAUAUCAAUAUAAAUAGUGGUGGAAAUAUUACCACCAUAGCCACCGGAGAGAACCAUCAACCACCCUAUAGUUUACAAGAUGAAUCGCAGCACCAGCAGCAGCACCAACAAAUGCAAUUGCAGCAUCAUCAUCACCAACAACAACAGCAGCAGCAACAGCAUCAUCAAGCUCAGCAGCAGCAAAUGUUGGCUGCCACCACUUCGUCCACCACAUGUGUUGGGAAUAAUGCCAACAAUACAAAUCGUUUGCACGUAGCUCAAAGUAAUUCCAUUUGUGUGCAGACAAUGACACCAAUUGUCUCACAACACCAGCAACAACAUCAUCAAAUGGCUGCUCUUCCCCAGCAGCAACAACAACAACCGCAGCAGCAGUCGUCGUCAUCAUCCGCCACCCAAAGUGUUUUACAGUCAGCCCAAAUAAUGACAUCAACCUUAACGGCAAAUGCUUCGACAACAGCCUCCCUAAGUCGACAGCACCAACAACAACAAUCUGGUGGAACAGCAGUACAAACAUUGGUCGGUUCCAACGAUUGUGGUUAUAAAAAUUGCCAUUUGAAUGGAACAACUGUGGGGGGCAGCAGUAACAGUGGCAAUACUGUGUCACGACGUCUGCAGCGAACUGCCGCCGACCAACUACCGCCACUACAACAAUAUGUGGUUGAUGUGGAGGUGAAUGUAAGUCAAGGUUCUCAUCGAAGUGGGGGUGGUGGCUAUCAUUCACUGCCACCCUGUUCGUCGAAUGGCAACGGCUCGGAAAAUGGUGAAGUAAUAGCAUCUCCCACCCAAUUUGGCAAUGCUUCACCAUCGCCCUCCUCCCUAACACAGGCCAUUUCAACACCUGCCAUAGAUGUGGAUGCCUCAGCAGCCACUAAUGAUCAUUUGUCAACAUUUUCCACGGCCACAAAUUCGGAAAAUCAUCAUCUACUACCCAUGGCGACAUCGGGUCACAACACUUUGCCUCUACAACAUUCACAAUCUAGUAAAACAUCUAAUGGCGGUGGUGGUGGUUCAAAAACCACCUCCUCCUCGGGAUCUUCAUCGAAACGUUAUCAUCGUACAAUGCCACGUUACUACGCUGUGGCCGAUCCCCUAACACAAAAUCUCACAAAUAGCAAAUCAUCCAAAGCAGAUGCCAAACUCUCGGCUGGCAACUCUUCGGCAAAUAGCAACAUCUCGUCAGCAUCGACAACCUCCUCGUCGAAUGCCUCCAACUCCUCGUCAUCUUCGAAGAAGCCAACCUGUCAAUGCCCCGUACAGCAUGUGCCAAUGUCGUAUAUGGGUUCGACCCAGCUCAGCAAUGCUCAAAAUGCCACCAACAAUGCUUUCUUCACUGUCCUUAGCAACAAAUUGAAUUCUAAUUCGUCUGCCUCGAAUUCACCCUCACCCAGUCAACAUUCAUCGACUUCGUCGCGGCUACAAGGAAAUUCGAAUAGCAAUUCUUUGAAUUAUCAAAGAUCGGCAAAGACGAACACAACAUCACAAGCAUCGUCAUCACAGCAAACCGAUAACAGUAACAUGAUUGCCAAUUCGGCCAACAACACAAUGAAACGGUCCGGCAACAACAUGAGCGGGGGAGGAGGUCACUGUAAUUAUGAGGGGAAAAUUGCCACAAUAUCGUCGGGUGAACUUACAACGUCAUCCAAUAACCAACAACAGCAGCAACAUCACCAUCAUGGACAUGCCCAUAGUCACAGUCACAAUCAUCAUUCGUCAUCGUUAAUGUUGCCACCACCGCAACAUCAUGACGAUUCUUCGCCCAUAGUUUUGGGUCGUGUCACCAAGCGCAGCUCGAGCAGUAGUGGUGAUCGUUUACGCAGUGCCAGUAGUGGCAGUAGCCGGGCAUCGAUGGUUGACAGUACCACCAUAACAUCGCCAGCUGCUGCUGCCUAUUUGAAUAGCAAGGUUGAUGCCUAUUUAAGUUUUGCCCAUGGAUCGGGAGCAGGACACCACCUGAAAGGCUAUAACAAUGAUAUCAUGAAUCCAGCCUUACCACCGAAAUUACACAAAAGUUUAACGAAUUUAAAAACUUCAUCAUCCGCCGCCUCCUCCUCCACGGGCCACAAUAACCACCACCAUCAACAACAACAACAACAGCAACACAACAACACUAAUGUGAUCGCCACAUCAUCAUCAUCGGCUACAACAAAUACUUCACAUCGAAAUAAUACGUCAUCCCACAAAAUGAACGAGGGUGGUGGCGGCUCCUCAUCAGCAAAUUGUUCGAAUACCAUAAAUGGUGGCGCCUAUAGUAGUACCCUGAAUCCAUCCUCCACAUCCACAUAUUUGGCAGCAGCUGCAACAGGAGCAUCUUCAACCAACU
Musca vetustissima is the source of this 2947-nucleotide messenger RNA. RefSeq names its product protein bunched, class 2/F/G isoform-like. NCBI's taxonomy places the organism in Eukaryota, Metazoa, Arthropoda, Insecta, Diptera, Muscidae. The record is from RefSeq and is a predicted model, not a curated record. The transcript is spliced from 3 exons. The annotation marks the transcript as partial.